Molecule: messenger RNA, 717 nt
Organism: Kwoniella mangroviensis CBS 8507
Lineage: Eukaryota; Fungi; Basidiomycota; Tremellomycetes; Tremellales; Cryptococcaceae
Exons: 6
Coding region: 1-717 (238 amino acids)
Cellular component (GO): FAR/SIP/STRIPAK complex
Molecular function (GO): protein serine/threonine phosphatase activity
Source: RefSeq, a predicted model, not a curated record
AUGGCGCCUUUCGAUCUCGAUGCCUGCAUCGACCGUCUUCGGGACAAGCAGCUAUUAGGAGAGGCUCUUCUCAGAGAAAUAUGCGAGAAAACAAAGGAGGUGUUGAUGAGGGAGAGCAAUGUCGUCCAUGUCGCUUCUCCCAUAACAGUCGUCGGCGAUAUUCAUGGUCAGUUUCACGAUCUGAUAGAGAUCUUCCGUAUAGGAGGAUCGGCUCCUCAUACGAACUACCUAUUCCUAGGUGAUUAUGUUGAUCGAGGUCUACACUCGGUGGAGACAAUAUCUCUUCUCACCUGCUUGAAGCUUAGAUAUCCGGAGAGGAUCCACUUGAUACGAGGCAAUCACGAAUCUAGAGCUGUUACACAGACUUAUGGUUUCUACCUUGAAUGUACGAGGAAAUACGGAUCUCCAGCUGUGUGGCAAUACUUUACAGAUAUGUUCGACUUUCUCACCCUCAGCGUGGUCAUUGAUAAUGCCAUCUUCUGCGUUCAUGGCGGUCUGAGUCCGUCAAUACACCAUAUCGACCAAAUCAAAAUUAUAGAUAGAUUUAGAGAAAUUCCCCAUGAAGGUCCCAUGGCAGAUUUGGUGUGGUCAGAUCCUGAUCCCGAGAAGGAGGAUUUCGCAAUCAGCCCCAGGCGUUAUUUCAAUGUAUUCAGCGCUGCACCGGAGAACGAAAGGGACGGGCCCAAUCAACAACAACAAGUAAAAUAUUUCUUGUGA